GAUAAGAUGCUCCAAGUCAAUUGCAGCUCCCUUCAGAAGAAAAGUCACUAGCGCUCUGCUCUUGCCAUAAUACCAAACCUUCUGACUUACGCUUCGGCGCUGCCACACUGGAAGAAUUGCACACAGGUUCCAGGAAUACCUUUUUUUUUUUUUGAGUGAUUCUUUGUGGAUGGAAAAAGAUUUGAGUCUUAAUAAUUACCCUGUUUUAAAGCUGUUUCUCUACAGUCUGAUCUGCGUUCUGCAUCGGGCCGCUCCCCCAUGAGCCACGCAGCCAGCUCUCGCCAGGAGCGGGUGGAAAGCUGCGCUGUGCAUGCAGCAGGGAUGGCCCAAGAAGAUAGCCGUCGGGCUCCAGUGCCAUCUGCCUUUUAUCAUGGUGCCAACCAAGAACUUGACCUGUCCACCAAAGUGUACAAAAGGGAAUCGGGAAGUCCUUAUUCUGUGUUAGUGGACCCCAAGAUGAGCAAGCCCCAUCUCCACGAAGCCGAGGAACAGCCGUAUUUCAGGGAGCCAAGGGCAGUGUCUGACGUGCAUGCUGUUAAGGAAGACCGGGAGAAUUCUGAUGACACGGAGGAGGAGGAGGAGGAGGAGGAGGUUUCUUACAAAAGGGAGCAGAUCAUAGUGGAGGUAAACCUUAAUAACCAAACGUUAAAUGUGUCUAAAGGGGAAAAGGGUGUCUCUUCUCAGUCCAAAGAGACUCCUGUUCUUAAGACAAGCAGCGAGGAGGAGGAGGAGGAGAGUGAGGAAGAGGCCACCGAUGACAGCAAUGACUAUGGAGAGAACAGAAGGCAGAAGAAGAAGGAGAAGACAGCGGAGAAGGCCAGCGUCACACACAGGAGAACCAGGAGAGCCAGCUCCGUGGCCACGGCCACCACUUCCCCAACUCCCAGGACGACAAGAGGGCGUAGGAAGAGCGUAGAGCCGCCUAAGCGUAAGAAGCGGGCUGCCAAGGAGCCCAAAGCGCCGGUCCAGAAAGCUAAGUGUGAAGAGAAAGAGACUCUGACCUGUGAGAAGUGCCCCAGGGUGUUUAAUACUCGCUGGUACCUGGAGAAGCACAUGAACGUUACUCACAGGCGCAUGCAGAUUUGUGAUAAGUGUGGCAAGAAGUUUGUCCUGGAAAGUGAGCUGUCCCUUCACCAGCAAACAGACUGUGAAAAAAAUAUUCAGUGUGUUUCCUGUAACAAAUCAUUCAAGAAACUCUGGUCCCUUCAUGAACACAUCAAGAUCGUCCAUGGAUAUGCAGAAAAGAAGUUUUCCUGUGAAAUUUGUGAGAAGAAAUUCUAUACCAUGGCUCAUGUGCGGAAACACAUGGUUGCACACACGAAAGACAUGCCAUUUACAUGCGAAACCUGUGGAAAGUCGUUCAAACGCAGCAUGUCCCUCAAGGUGCACUCCUUGCAGCAUUCUGGAGAGAAGCCCUUCAGAUGCGAGAACUGUGACGAAAGGUUUCAGUACAAGUACCAGCUACGUUCCCACAUGAGCAUCCACAUUGGGCACAAACAGUUCAUGUGCCAGUGGUGUGGCAAGGAUUUCAACAUGAAGCAGUACUUCGACGAGCACAUGAAAACACACACUGGUAAGAAUUUCUUGGGAAAAGUACAGAUAUGUCUCAAGCACUUGUUGAUGAUCACCU
Molecule: messenger RNA, 1630 nt
Organism: Leptonychotes weddellii (Weddell seal)
Lineage: Eukaryota; Metazoa; Chordata; Mammalia; Carnivora; Phocidae
Source: RefSeq, a predicted model, not a curated record